Messenger RNA from Oikopleura dioica, 1971 nucleotides. Lineage: Eukaryota; Metazoa; Chordata; Appendicularia; Copelata; Oikopleuridae. The record is from the annotation of a GenBank genome assembly.
AUGAGGGUGGUAAAUGCGGUGGAAGCUUUGGCCGGACAUCCGAAUUUUUCGAAGACUGCGAUUGAAGAUUUUCGGACAAAAUGGGAUGAUUACAUGAAAACAGACGCUCAGAAACUCGACAAAACUCUCCGAGAAAGCGACGCAAAACAACCUGACACGAACUAUGUCAACAAGCCCUGGACUCAAAUGUAUUUGGCCGACAGAAGGCCACUCCCAUUCAAUUACAAUCCAGGGGUCGCCAUUUGUGACGUAACUGGUCCCAAUGAUCGGCCAAACCAACUCGUUCGCGCUGCUCAAGUCAUUUGGGCAACGACAAAGUAUCAUUUGACGAUGAAAGAUGGUUACAUGGAGCCGGAACUGGCCAAUUUCGGCGGCCCUCCGACCAGCAAAAUGAAUCUUUUGUCCCGAGCGCUUCCGAAUAUUAGAAUCUCAAAAGGAAAGAUCAAAAAUCAAAGCUUGAAAUACCUUCCUUAUGCUCAAAACAACGCUUUUCCACUUGACAUGGCGCAGUAUCCUGAUUUGUUGUUCACAACUAGAAUUCCACAAAAAGGACUGGACAGAAUUUAUCACACAAAUUGUCCUUCAAACCGUCACGUGCCGAAGGGUCGAUUCUACAAAAUCGACGCAAUCACUCCUUCUGGUUUUCCAAGAGACGAAUUAGAAAUCUACGCCGAUUUGAAAGAAAUCCUCGCGCAUGGAGAAAACCUCGAAAAUGAUGAAGCUUCCAUCGCUGCUUUCACUUCUGCUGAGCGAGACAGCUGGGCGGAGAUCAGGGAAGAAAUUCUAGAGAACGAUAAUAACAAGAAAGCAAUGGAGAUGAUUGACAACUCGAUGUUCGUUCUAGCGCUCGAUUCUAGAGCGUACCAAUCAGCUGACGAGCUUCUCAGAGAAGGAAUCGGCGGUCCAGCAAUCAAUAGAUACUAUGACAAAUCCCUUACCAUCGUCAUUGGAGAAUGCGGCAUGCCAGUCAUAAAUUUCGAACACGCCUGGGGCGAUGGAGCAGCGGUCCUGUCUUUCAUGACGAAAAUGAAUGCCUAUGUCAAGGAUUCGCUGAAAAAUGGCGACUGUAUUCUUACGAAUGACAACUGCUCUAGUGUAAAGAACAGCGGAAAUCUGGAACUUCUAAGUUUCGAGCUCGAUGAGAAAAUAAAGACUAAAGCGAGAGAAAUCGCAAAAGAGCAUGAUGCGAAAAACUCUAGAUUGGAAAGCAAGCAUUUGUUGCUUGGAAAUGCUCCAUUGACAAAUGUCGGACAGUACUGGAAGGAGGGAGAUUUUCAGAGCGGAGAAGAUCAAGGCCUUCAACGAUAUCAACCGCGUUUGGAUGAAAAAGUGAAGAUCGGCGCUGAUGGAUUCCUUCAACUCGCACUCCAACUUGCUGGGCGAAAAUACUAUGGACACCCAGUUUCCGCUUAUGAAUCCGCUUCGACGUCUAUGUUCAAAAUGGGCCGAACAGAAUGCAUCCGACCAGCAACAAAAGAAGCACAAGCUUGUUGCGAAGAAUAUCUUAGAGAAAAUAUCGACAAUCAAAAAUUCGCAGAACUCAUUAGAGCUGCUAUUAAAAGGCACAAUCAGCAGACAAAGGAUUGCCUCGGCGGAAACGGUUGGGAUCGGCAUAUUUUUGGACUGAGAGUUCAACAUGGAGAGCAGCAAGUUCCGAUGCAUGAGGUUUUCGGAACAGAAGUUUUCGCGGGACUCUAUGACUUUCCGAUUUCUACCUCAACUCUCAACUCGGAUAACAUUUCAACUGGUGGUUUUGGUCCGGUGACGCAAAAUGGCUUUGGAAUUGGUUAUAUAAUCAGAAAAGAUUGGAUUGCUGUCACUCUUUCCGGCUUCAAGGUAAAGAAAAAGCUUGGAAAUAGAAAAAACGGACAAAAUAAGGACCAGGGAGCUGAUGUUCAAGAAUUCGCAAAACUCGUCGAAGAAGCCUUUCUGACAAUGAAAACCGCAAUCGAUUCAACAAUGGAGAGUUAA